AUGUCGGCUAUGCCGGUUGUGGCGUCAUUGGAUUUGCGCGGCAAUCAACUGGCGUCGCUACAUGAUGCUGCUGCCGCAUCAUCAUUGAGUUGGGAGCAAGUGCGUAUAAAAAUCGAUCGAAAUCCGUGGAAUUGCUUGUGGUUGCUCGAAUUUGCGCACACACAUCCGGAGAAGUUUCGCGCUUUCCAAUAUGAAAAAUACAUAUCGCAAAUUAAUGUGAAUGGAUUAAAAUGCGUGCCAGAAGAGAUGCUCGCUUUAGCCGACAAUGCUACGAAGAGUGAGUCGCAUACGAACGCUGCAACAACAACAACAACAACGACGGCGACAAUGGCAACCUUUGUACAUGGCGUUCAAGUUCAGGAGCAGCAGCGUGGCGGCGUGGUCAAUGCCUCUACCUACAAGCUUAUCUAUGGCGGUCCGUGGGAAUAUAAACGCAGUCAGCGCGCAGAAGCUUUGAUAAUCGUAUUUAUGUUGCCAGUGGGCGUGGCUUUACUCUUCCUUUUACUUUACAUGUGGAUAAAAUGUCAGAAAGUCUUCCAUUUGUCCUACUACCGCUCCUUCUCAUGGCCGCAGCGCAACAUUGGCCAGCGUUUUAGAAGCGCCGAGCGCUUCGAUGUGGUGCGUCAAUUGCCGCCCACACCAAACGCUCUUAAUGGCAACACCAACAAUAAUGAAGACUAUGAGACGCCUUUGAGUGGCAUUGGCUCUGUUUGCAACUGCAACAAUAUCGGUACGCCGACAUAUGCGAACGAGAAAUGCCGCAAAUUACAUCACAUCACCUAUGAAGAAUUGCCCGCCGAGCAGCCGUACAAAAUCUAUGAGGAGAUAAUUGGCGAUGAUGCGGCGGACACCGAGACGUAUGCGCAACCUUGUUACGAUCAUCUGUCGUUUACGAAUCCCGAAAAAAGUGAUAUGACUGAGUCUAUGUGA
This is a messenger RNA of Rhagoletis pomonella (apple maggot), 930 nucleotides long. RefSeq lists its product as uncharacterized. The coding region runs from base 1 to 930 and encodes 309 amino acids. Lineage: Eukaryota; Metazoa; Arthropoda; Insecta; Diptera; Tephritidae. The record is from RefSeq and is a predicted model, not a curated record. The transcript has a single exon.